This is a messenger RNA of Toxorhynchites rutilus septentrionalis, 1755 nucleotides long. Its product is annotated as 5'-3' exonuclease PLD3-like. Lineage: Eukaryota; Metazoa; Arthropoda; Insecta; Diptera; Culicidae. The record is from RefSeq and is a predicted model, not a curated record. Gene Ontology annotation, molecular function: catalytic activity. The transcript is spliced from 7 exons. Bases 202 to 1689 code for a protein of 495 amino acids.
AACAUCGUAUACUAUAAAACAGAUAAGAGAGAGCCAUAUUUACUCAUCAUGACUUUUGGCCAUAUUUGUAACUUUUCCUUUGUUUGACAAGGAUUCAUUAUUAACUACCUUUGCGCUGGGAUACUUUCUGCUAUCACAUUACACCAUAUGAUAUGCAUUUAGUGCGUCUCGGGUAAAGAUUAAAGUGGAAUUGAGUACGAAAUGAAGAUACAACUACCAUUGCGCGCACAGCGCGGAGAAUCGUCGAUUAUGGAGGCUCAGUCUGGUGAAGAGGAUAGCUUUCAAUGGGACGAUGGCGAAAAACGAAGGCUGGAAUCACUCAACAGGUGGACGCUUCGCAGUUGGUGCCAACCCUCGUUAGUUCCUAUUUCAAUAAUACUUGUUCUUAUAGUAAUGGUGGUUUUGUUGCCACUGUUAGAUAGCAAUGGAAAGGGCUACCUCCGAUCAAAAGUGAAACGCGUUACGAAAGAUGUUUGCUCGGAAGGAUGCAAUAUACAGUUAGUGGAGAGUAUACCUGAAGGAUUGAUUUAUCCAGCUGGAAGUCCAACAUUUAUGUCAACUUACGAUGCUUGGAAGCACUUACUCGAGCUGGGCAAAAACACGCUCGAAAUAGGAUCCUUUUAUUGGACCCUCAGACGGGACGAAGUCUAUAAUCACUCGAGCGCAUGGCAAGGUGAAGACAUAUUUAAAACCAUUGGCGAUAAAGGAAAAUCUGGUAAUAUUUCGAUAAAAAUCGCCCAGAGUAUACCCACGUCGGCAAAUCCGGACAUUGAGACGGGAAUAUUUGAAAGCAUGCAUGCGGCAAAAGUGCGCUCGGUAAACUUUCCACGCCUGUUCGGGGGUGGAGUACUCCACACCAAAGUUUGGAUAGCAGAUAGAAUGCAUUUCUAUGUGGGCAGUGCGAACAUGGACUGGCGAUCGUUGACUCAAGUCAAGGAGCUCGGAGUAUUGGCUAUUAACUGUUCCUGUUUGGCAACUGAUAUAGCCAAAAUAUUCGAUGUUUACUGGGAUAUGGGAGUUCCUAACGCUCAAAUUCCUUCGCAGUGGCCCAGUGCUUAUUCCACUAAAUACAACAUGGAUAAUACUCUGUCCGUUGAAACGAAUAAGUUCAAAGUGGACACCUAUUUUUCAAGUUCACCUCCUCCGAUGUCUACCAAGGGUCGCUCCCAUGAUUUGGAUGCCAUCACCGACGUGAUUCGACGGGCGGAAAAAUUCAUUCACAUAUCAGUAAUGGAUUAUUUUCCACUUACGCUAUAUACCGCCAAACCCCAAUAUUGGCCAAUUAUCGAUGAUGCCCUGCGAAAAGCAGCAAUCGAACGGAAAGUUUCCAUCCGAAUGCUGAUUUCGCACUGGAAACACUCACGUGGAUCCGAGCAAUACUUUUUGAACUCGCUCAAAGCCCUUUCGGGAAGUGUAGCCGGUGUGCAGAUUGAAGUGAGGCGAUUUAUUGUCCCAGCGAGCGAGGAUCAGGGAAAGAUACCAUUUGGAAGAGUGAAUCACAAUAAGUACAUGGUUACUGAUAACACUGCUUACAUCGGUACUUCUAACUGGUCGGGUGACUACUUCAUUGAUACCGCUGGAAUCGGUAUGAUUAUGUCCUCUUCCCCAUCCAAUGGCACCAUAGUGCAAGACCUUCAAGCGGUUUUCGAGCGAGAUUGGAACAGUGAAUACGCCGUUGAUGUUGAUUAAUCCGGACUAGUUUUAUUAGAUCGAAUUGCACAAUUUUUCCGAACAACUAUACCGAAUUAAAUACUA